Molecule: messenger RNA, 5953 nt
Organism: Catharus ustulatus (Swainson's thrush)
Lineage: Eukaryota; Metazoa; Chordata; Aves; Passeriformes; Turdidae
Gene: ZRANB3
Product: zinc finger RANBP2-type containing 3
Exons: 21
Coding region: 543-3815 (1090 amino acids)
Biological process (GO): DNA repair; replication fork processing
Cellular component (GO): nuclear replication fork
Molecular function (GO): zinc ion binding; endonuclease activity; ATP-dependent chromatin remodeler activity
Source: RefSeq, a predicted model, not a curated record
CAACCUCUCGUCCAUCCGGCCCCUCGCCCCGGCUUUCACCGCUCCUCCCAACUCCGAGAGCCGGCGGCACUGCCCCGUCCGGCCCGGUCCUUAGCGCCAUCCUCGCCUCCCUCCGUUCCCAGCCCCGCUUCCCCCUUCCCUCCCCUCCGGCUCCCUCAGCCCGCCCGCUCCAGCGCAUCAGGGACCGGCACGAGGCACGGCCGGGCGGGAAGGUGGUUUUAAUUCGCUCCUAGGGAACCGGGCCAGGGGAAGGAAGGACGGGGAAGACAGAAAAAAUAAGGGAAAAGCGGUCCCGAGGCCCAAAAGCGCUUCCCGUCCGUGACCCCUGGGCAUGCGUCACUUCCCGGCGGCCGUUUGAGCGCGGAGCCGCGGCCGUGAGGGGGUGCCCGCUCGGGGCCGGGCACAGGCGGGGAGCAGCUGCCAGCUGACUGCUGCUUGUGUGUCCCCAGCCCGUGUUUGUGACAGGUUUCACUUCUUGCUGCUGCUGGCUCUUCGCAUCGUGCGCUCAGGUACCUCUGCGAUUGCAGCUGCAGGGACUUGUCAUGGGCAGUGCUCUCCAGGAAACACCUUCCCUCGAAGGCUCUCAGUUAGAGGAUGUUGAUGCUAAGCUGUCCUUCCUACCUGAAAGGCUGAGAAAGAAGCUGCUUCCUUUUCAGGAAAAGGGCAUCAUAUUUGCACUUCAGAGAAAUGGCAGGUGUAUGAUUGCUGAUGAGAUGGGGCUAGGAAAAACAAUUCAAGCAAUUGCCAUUUCAUAUUACUAUAAAAAUGAAUGGCCUCUCUUGAUUGUAGUGCCUUCCUCUCUGAGAUACCCUUGGGUGGAUGAGAUGGAGAAGUGGAUUCCAGAACUGUCUCCAGAUGACAUUAGCAUCAUUCAGAACAAAACUGAUAUUGGGGGAAUAUCAACCAGCAAAGUGACAAUUCUGGGGUAUGGGCUGUUAACAUCUGAUGCACAGACUUUGGUAGACACUUUGUACAGGCAGAACUUUAAGGUGGUUGUGAUUGAUGAGUCACACUAUAUGAAAUCCAGAAAUGCCACCCGUAGCAAGAUUUUACUGCCAAUUGUGCAGAAAGCUCUCAGAGCUGUUCUCCUUACUGGAACUCCUGCUCUAGGAAGACCUGAAGAGCUCUUCAUGCAGAUUGAGGCACUGUUUCCAAGAAGGUUUGGAACUUGGAGUGAAUAUGCUAAAAGAUACUGUGAUGCUCGUGUCAGGUUUUUUGGUAAAAGAAGGCAAUGGGAUUAUAGAGGAGCUUCAAACUUAGAGGAACUACAUCAACUUUUAAGUGAAAUAAUGAUCAGGAGACUGAAAAAAGAUGUCCUAACUCAGUUGCCUCCCAAAAUCAGACAACGUAUUCCUUUUGACCUCCCACAAGCUGCAGCAAAAAAUCUGCAUGCCACUUUUGCAGAGUGGGAGAAAUUAAUGAGAAGUCCAAGCUCAGAUGCCACUGAACGCCACUUUUCUGAGGCCAUGAGUCUGAUCACACGCAUGUACAAAGAAACAGCCAUUGCCAAGGCAGGAGCAGUCAAGGACUACAUCAAAAUGAUGCUUGACAAUGACAAACUGAAGUUCCUGGUCUUUGCCCAUCACCUGAGCAUGCUGCAAGCCUGCACAGAGGCAGUGAUAGAGAGCAAGGCUCGCUACAUCCGCAUAGAUGGGAGUGUUCCCUCUGCAGAGAGGAUUCACCUCGUCAGUCAGUUCCAGAAGGACCCAGAAACAAGGGUUGCUAUUUUGAGUAUUCAGGCAGCUGGUCAGGGUUUAACAUUCACUGCUGCCACUCACGUUGUGUUUGCUGAAUUGUACUGGGAUCCAGGCCACAUCAAACAAGCAGAAGACAGAGCACACCGCAUUGGGCAGUGCAGCUCUGUGAACAUUCACUUCCUGAUUGCCAGAGGAACCAUGGACACCCUCCUGUGGGCGAUGCUGAACCGCAAGGCCAAAGUCACAGGCAGCACCUUGAAUGGCAAGAAAGAGAAAAUGCAGGCUGAAGAGGGUGAUAAGGACAAGUGGGACUUUUUGAGUUUUGCUGAGACCUGGACUCCAAAUGAAAGUCUAGAAGAUCUCCAAAAUGAACUUUUAUUUACACAUUUUGAAAAGGACAGACAGCAUGACAUACGUUCCUUCUUCUCCCCCAAAUCCUCCACGGAGAAGAAACGCAAAAGAUUUUCUGGUGAUGAAUUGUUAUAUAAUGAUUCAGAAUCUUCUGCAGUCACAAAAGAAGAGGAUGCAGAGAAGAGCAAUGAAAACCUGGAUUCCACAAGAAUAAGUGAGGUGGUGACAAUUUGUGAUGAAGAUACUUGUGAACAUGAAGUCAAAAGAGCAAAGAGCAUAAAUGGAUCAACCCCAGUCAGCUCCAGUAAUAAAAAGAAAACAUCUUUGACUGGAAAAAAGCCUUCUUUGUUUUCAGAAAAAAGCAGUGAACUCCAUCCUUGUGGCUUAAAUACUUCAAGUGAAAGUAGAGCUUUAAAUAAAGCUUGGCACUGCAGUGCUUGCACUUACAUUAACAAUGCUCUGCUGCCUUACUGUGAGAUGUGCCAUUUGCCCCAGAGCAGGGAUGGUGAGAGAAAUGGUGAAGCUCCCAGGAGCCAGACUGAGGAACGAGUGUCAGAGGAGUCCAGGAAUGAUGGAGAGAGAGCAGAGGGCAGUGCUGAAAGCAGGAGAGGAAAUCUGGGGGAAUUGGGGGCCCAUCAGUCUCUUGAAAUCAGAGAACAGGGCACUGAAAAGGAAGAAAAUGAAAAACAAUGUGGAGAAGAUAAAUCAGACACAUCCCAAAUAUAUGAUGGACUUAUGUUUUGUGCAAGCAGGAAUACUGAUAGAAUCCACCUCUAUACAAAGGAUGGUGAACCACUGAAUCAUAAUUUCAUUCCAUUGGACAUUCAGCUGGAUAACUGGGAAGAUUUACCAGAGACUUUCCAGAAUAAAAAAAAUCGUGCAUUGAUUCUGAGGUUUGUGAAAGAAUGGACUCAUCUAACAGCCAUGAAACAGAGGAUUGUCAGAAAAAGUGGUCAGAUAUUCUGUAGUCCCAUCCAUGCUGCUGAGGAAUUAUCUAAAAAGCAGUCAGUGGGCAGCAGCACAAAGAGGUAUGUGAGCAGGGAGGAUGUGGCAGCAGCCUCGCUCUCCAAGGCCAGCAGCAGCGGGGGCAGCGUUCGCCUCAUCUCCAAAGGCAUGGGGGCUUCUCUGGACAAAGGUGCUGCUCCUGAACCAUCCACAAAAUUGCUUUCAGAACCUGGAAAUGAUCCCUCAGCCCUUCCUCCAGGGCAGGCUGACACCAGAGGCUCCAAAGGGUACCUGCAGGCCCUGGACAGCCAGGGGACCCCUCUGUGUCUCAGCUGCCAGCAGCCAACAGCCGAGUCGCUGCCCGGCUGCGCCUGGGACACGCGCUUCUGCUGCCACGCCUGCCAGGAGGAUUUCUCCAUCCGCUCCAGCCAGAGCUACCUGCGCUCCAAGGUGUUCCAGAUCGAGCAUGGUGUGUGCCAGAGCUGCCAGCACAAUGCCCAGGAGCUUUAUCUCAGCGUCAGGGAUGCGCCCAGGAGCCAGAGGAAGCAGCUUCUGGAGAGCUCUUGGAUGUCUCACCUUCCCCUUGGGCAGCUGAAUGAGAUGAUCAGGAGCCCGGCGGAGGGGCAGUUCUGGCAGGUGGAUCACAUCCAGCCCGUGUACAGUGGAGGAGGACAGUGCUCCCUGGAGAACCUGCAGACCCUGUGCACAGCCUGCCACAGAGAGAGAACUGCAAAACAGGCCAAGGAAAGAAGCCAGCUGAAGAGAAGGUCUUUAGCUACAAAGUAUGGCUCUGAUAUCACCAAAUUUUUGGUGAAGAAGUAAAAUGCACAGUACAUUCAGGUACACUGUAAUUUAAACUAAUAUAGUUAGUUUUCCUCUUGCACUGACUUAACAGAAAGUACUGUAUCAUGCUGUUGGUAGAAGAAAAUAAGGAAUUAAACCAAAGAAAUCAUCUGUAACAUCCAAACUACUUGAUCAUGAUGGUUUUUUAUGGCCCUGGUUUAAAGCUGAAUUUCUGUGUGUAACUUUUAUGCCAUUUUGAACCAUUAUGGUUUCUUCUUGCAGAGCAGUUAGGGCUGCAAGAAUUUAAGAAAGUUCCUUCAUGGACCUAGAAGAUGUCACAGUUUUAAUUCUAUUUGUUUUUCACAUACCAAAACUACAGAAUAAAAUACAGCCAUCAUGUCAAAAACUAGUACAAGUGAUUUGUCUCCUCUAGUGCUGCUCACUCACUGAAGGCUGACUCUUGACACGGGCCUCGCUUACAGGACUUUGGCAUUUAGAAUUGAUGGCAGUUGAAUUCUGGUUUUACUUAAACCAGCUUGUAUUGAAAUGUUACUCAGGAUAGGAAAUAUUAAAUAUUAGCAAUUAUCUCAUCAAGGUGGUUUCUGGGAAAUGCUACAGUCAAAUUCUCUUUAACAAGACUGCAGAGAUGCUGGUAAUUUUGGACUGCUUACCUGGCUUGUUUUACAGUUACUUUAAAUAAAUACAGUUCUUUUUUGGCUGGUGAUUUUUUUAAUGCUUUGUCUCUCUUCACCCCUUCAAUGCUGAGUUGUAAGCUCAUAAAGCAGAGCUGUGCAUAACACAUCAUCUGACAGUGCAGGGCUGCAAUUUCAACUACAGCUACUCAAAAUUAGCUGAGUUACACUUCUGAGAAAAAUCCUUAAAGUUGUAACUCUUGAACAGAGAAAGAGACUGUUUAAGACAAGGUAGUUGCAUGAGUGCACAGUUUUCUACAGCUGACUAAGAGGCCUUUAGCUGUGUUAAUGAUGUUUGUGGUGUCUGAGUAUGGUAAAGGAAUCAUCUCUCCAGCAGUUUAAAUGAUCAAGUAGGAAUAGCCUGAUAACCAAGUAUGAGAGACUUUCAAGUUUCUACAGCCUUUACAAAGGCCACACUGCAGUGUAAUAUUGAUUAGAGGAGGAAACCAACAGUAUUGAGGAAGAAGCUUAACCUAAAUUUUACUUAUCAGUAAAUCAGGAACUGACUGGUGUAAUUAAUUUUAAAGAAGCCACACGGUUAAACAGCAGAUGCAGGUGUUUAUUUACUUACCCCUGUGUCUGAGGAAACACACAAGCUGCCUGGAGAACAAGGUCUGUGACAAGAUUUUACCUUGUUAACUUUUCUUCAUCCUGAAAAAUGUAUCUUUGCUUCAUUGAACUUUACGUGAGGAAAAGACUCGGAUUCCUGUCCCCUCAAAGAAGUUUUAGGGUAACACCUGGGAUCCUGCUACUAACAGCAGAACUCAGCUUUCUGUACUCAGUGUAGUCACAAUGUCCUCCCUGGGUCAGAGCAUGCAAAGAGGGCAUGUAAAAACAUGGGAAUACUGAGAGCCAACAGUAUGUUCAUGUUUAUUGAGUAAUGUCCACAAUACUGCAGCUGUUUGUACAUUGGUAAAGUAAUGCUGAUCUGCUGAUUCUCACUCAAACAGAUGGAGUGGUCACUGUAAAGCAACAUUGGCACACGUGAGGUGAGGAACCAGAGGUGACAGAGCUGUCCCCUCCUCUCCCAUUGAUGACAGGGCGUGCAGGGAAAUCACCUCGGUAAACACCAGGGAGUUGCUCACAGUGAAACACCUCCACGGUGUCAUUUCCAUCAGCUUUGGCCCUUGCACACAGGGAAGGAUAUAAAGUAUCCCACUGCAGGCUGUCAGACUCACUCUUCACUUAGUUCUGUGCAGAUCUGGACAACCAGGAGAGUUUAGCACAAACUAGAGCAUGAACUGUACACUUUAAAUAAAAAUAAGGAUAUUUCAGAAGCACUUGAAACAGUGAUUAACCAAAAAAUACUGGGCUCUGUGAUUAUGAUUAGUAAUAAAUAUAAAUUACUUAAUGUUUCUAUAUAUCAAUUUAAGUAGACUAACGUCACUUGAUAAAGUCUGAUCCUGAAGUGUAAAGCAGCACGUUCUGCACGAAUUUCAACAUGAAUAUUUGCACACAGCCCAUUCAGGUCCGUAAUUAAGCUAA